Lodderomyces jiufengensis is the source of this 2478-nucleotide messenger RNA. RefSeq lists its product as uncharacterized. Gene Ontology annotation, cellular component: fungal-type vacuole membrane. The transcript is spliced from 2 exons. Gene Ontology annotation, biological process: GPI anchor biosynthetic process. The record is from RefSeq and is a predicted model, not a curated record. Bases 1 to 2478 code for a protein of 825 amino acids. Lineage: Eukaryota; Fungi; Ascomycota; Pichiomycetes; Serinales; Debaryomycetaceae.
AUGAUUUUCACUGAUGUCCCAUCAUCAAAAAGAUUAAUACAAGUUAUAUGUGCAAUAAUAUGGUGUUUAUUAUCAGCAGGUGUAAUAUUUGGAUUUAGUGCAUUGAAAGUAGUUUUGAUUAAAGAAUCAGUUUAUGAAUACUUAUGUGAUUAUCAUACAGAUAAUACCACCUUAUUUAUACAAGAUGAAAAUGAAAUUGUUGCAAAAUGUACAUUACAAGAUUUAAAAUUAAAUAAAAUAUUCACUAUAGCGGCAGUAUUAACUAAUGUUAGUGCGUUAUUAAUUGGAUUUAUCUUGGAUAAUUAUGGACCUAAAGUUUGUGGAUUUAUAGGUGCCGGAUUUUUAUACUUGAGUUGUAUUAUAUUCACUUUUAGUAAAAACCUAGUACAAUUAUCAUGGUUUGAUCCUUAUAUAAUGGGAUAUAGUAGUUUAGCAUUAGGUGGACCUUUUUUAUUUAUAUCAAGUUUUUCAUUAUCUAAUGCUUUUCCUAAAUAUAGUGGUACUAUAUUGGCAUUAUUAACUGGUGCAUUUGAUGCAUCAAGUGCUUUAUUUUUAAUAUAUCAAAAAUUAUAUUUUACAUUACCUAAUUUUAAUUUAUCUAGUUUUUUCAAAUUAUAUUUGAUUGUACCUGUUUUUAUAACUAUUGCUCAAAUUUUAUUAAUGCCUUGGGAAUCUUAUCAAACUUCAUCUAGUGAUUUACUUGAUGUUGAUAAUGAAAACACAAGAGAAGUUGAACAAACACCAGUUUCAGAACAAAAUGAAUCUACCCCAUUAAUCAAUUCAAUACCACAUCCAGAUCAUCAUGAUUUGAGAAGAAGAGAUUCUGUAGGUGAUGCAUUAAAACAACCUUAUUUAAAUGAAGGUGAAGCAGUAUUGGAACAAAAUGGAUCGGGGGUGUUUGGCAUUUUACAUGGUUAUUCAGCACAAUAUCAAAUCAAAACUUAUUGGUUUUUAUUAAUUUGUUUGUUUAGUACUAUACAAAUGUUGAGAAUUAAUUAUUUUGUUGCUACUAUUGGAUCACAAUAUCAAUAUAUUUUUGGUUCUUAUGAAUUAUCUAAAAAUUUGAAUUCUUUUUUUGAUAUUGCAUUACCUUUAGGUGGAAUUAUUAGUAUUCCAUUAAUUGGAUUAUUAUUAGAUAAUUUUUCAACAAUUUUAGUGUUGAAUGUAUUAGUAGGUAUUUCAUUAAUCAUUGGAAUUCUAGGUCUUAUCUCAAAUUAUGCAUUAGCAAUAAUUGGUGUAUGUUUAUUUGUUGGAUAUAGACCAUUUUUCUAUACUGUUAUAUCAGAUGUAUGUGCAAAAGUAUUUGGUUUUGAAACUUUUGGAACAGUAUAUGGAUUAAUUAUGUGUAUAAGUGGUGCAAUAAAUUAUGGACAAGUUUAUUUAGAUUAUGCAACACAUACGGUUUUUAAAAUGAAUCCAUUCCCAAUAAAUUUAUUUUUAAUUGGUGUUUUUGUUGUUAUAAGUUUGAUUACUUUAAUUUAUGUACAUGUUCAAGAUAAUCUAUCAGAAUUUCAAGAUUGUCUAGAACAAUGCACAUGCGAUAAUACACCAUCACAAUAUAAAAUAUGGUUUUGGUCAUGUUCAUCAAAUUGUAACUAUUAUUGUCAACAAUUAGUAAGUGAUUUAAGAUUGAAAAAUGGGUACCUGAUGCUUCAAUUUUAUGGAAAAUGGCCAUUUAUUGUUGUUUUUGGUAUACAAGAAUUUUUUUCAACUAUUUUCAGUAUGGGGAAUUUUAUAAUAAAUUAUUUGAAUUUUAAAUUAAUUUAUAAACAAUAUCAAAUUAAUAAUGAUAAAGAAAUUAAAUUGAUUUAUUUCCAAUAUUUGAUUUUAUUGGGUGUUAGUAUGAUUGGUUGGAUUUUUAGUAUUAUAUUUCAUAUUAAAGAUUUACCAAUCACUGAAACUUUAGAUUAUUUUGGAGCUUUUGGAAUAAUAUUAGCUAAUUUAAAUGUUAUCGUUGUUAGGUAUUUCAAAUUGUUUAAACAACAGCAAAGAAAUAAAUUGGUUAUAUGGCAAUCCUUUUUAAUUAUGUUAUAUAUUUUCCAUAUUUUAAAAUUAUCAAAUAAUUGGGAUUAUACUUAUAAUAUGAAUAUUAAUAUGGUUUGUGGAUUAUUAGCUAUGAUAUUUUGGAUAUUACAUAAUUUAAACAUUAUUAAUGUCUACUCCAAGAAUUUAAAAUUUUUACAAAAUUCAAUUCAAGUAAUACCAUAUGAAAACAAAAUACUUAACAAGUUAAACCCCCUAAUAAAGUUUUUAAAUUUAAAUCAACUUUAUAAAUUUCAAAUAAUUCUAUUCAUUCCAAUAAUCAAUAAUUUAAUUCUUUUAUGUGGAAUUUUUUUAGAAAUAAAAGAUUUUGAACCAUGGUUUAGAUUAAUUGACGCUCAUAGUUUAUGGCACCUUUUAACUAUUGGUCCUAAUAUUGUUUGGUUUGAUUGGAAUAUUUGGGAUAUAGAAAUUAUGAAAAUUCUUGAAAAAAAAUAG